AUGGCUUCAGUUGAUUACAGAAGGAAAUCACUGGUUCAGGCUCUCUCCAAGCACUUUUCAUUGGAUCCUAGUGUUAUUCAAGCUGAUAGUUUAGACGGUGAUAUUAAGUCUCUUUACUUAAGCAUCACUGCGGCAUCUGGGCACGAGGUUAAUCAUUCUGACGAGGUGUUGAAGUGGGUAGCAUUUGCAGAGUCCUUUCCUGUGGCUCUUGAUGAGUCCUUUGAGAAUCUCAAGAGAUUAAAUGAUGAACUUUCUGGAAAGUCUGUGCUCCUUGGCAAUGGAUUGAAACCCUCUGAAGCUGAUGUUAUAGUGUUUUCAGUUAUUCAUCCUUCCCUGAUCAGUCUUCCAGAUACAAACAAGGAAAAGUUGCCACAUGUGUUGAGAUGGAUUGACUACAUCCAGCACAAACAGGAAUUUGUAGGCUUAUUUGAGGAAAUAGUGUUGCAGAAGCCUGAAUUUGAGCCUCCGGCGACAAAAUCUGUUAGUGCCGUGGAAUCUGAUUUAAAAUCGAACAAGCCUGAGCAAAGCAUAAAGAAUGCAAGCAAGCCAGAAACAGACAUAAGCAAGGAUAAAAACAAAUCUGAGGUUAAUGGAAAGUCCGCAGGAGACACUGAACCUGCUAAAGCCAAAGCCAAGGCAAAAGCCACAAAACCUGCUGCUGGCAAAGAGGUAGCCGAGAAAGAGCAUGAACUUAGUGUCAGUUUGCUUAAUAUUCAAGUUGGAUUAAUUCGUAAAGCAUGGAAGCAUCCAUCAGCAGAUAGUUUGCUAGUGGAGGAGAUAGAUGUCGGUGACGCCAAAUUGCGGCAGGUUGUCAGUGGUUUGGCAAAGUACUGCAGUCCUGAUGAGUUAACGAACCGUCGAGUUGCACUUAUUACAAACGUCAAACCUGGAAAACUACGGGAUGUGACGUCUGAAGGACUGGUCUUAUGUGCUUCAAAUGAAGGUUCCACCAUUGUUGAGCCCUUGCUCCCUCCUGAAGGAGCUAAAAUUGGGGAGCGUGUUUCUUUUGCUGGGAUUGAUGGAAAACCAGAAGACGUACUAAACCCGAAAAAGAAACAGCUCGAGAAGAUUACACCGCAUCUAUUCACCGAUGACAAUGGCGUGGCCACAUUCAAGGGGAUACCAUUUAUGACUUCUGGUGGACCAUGCACAGCAUCCAUUUCCAGAGCAACUAUAAAGUGA
Messenger RNA from Lathyrus sativus (Indian pea), 1182 nucleotides. The record is from the annotation of a GenBank genome assembly. NCBI's taxonomy places the organism in Eukaryota, Viridiplantae, Streptophyta, Magnoliopsida, Fabales, Fabaceae.